AUAAAGAAGAAAAGUAAUGUUGAUUUUGUGACAUGAGUUAUGCAGUAGGAGCACUGCUUGUUCCAUCUUCAACUUCUCUCCCUUUUUUGAAUUCUAUUGCUCCUGUGGAAGUGGAACAUGGGGUGAAGCCCAUUCAAGAUGGCUACAAGUGGCGCCUGCUUUUGGCUUACGAUGGAACCCACUAUGCAGGCUGGCAAUAUCAGCAGUCUCCCCCUACUGUACAAUGCACUGUGGAGAAAGCUUUAACUCAAGCAACAAAGCUUCAAAGGAAGGAUCUCUGUUUGGUUGGUUCGAGCAGGACCGAUGCAGGAGUCCAUGCUUGGGGUCAGGUUGCUCAUUUCUUUACACCUUUUAACUAUGACAACUUGGAAGAACUUCAUGCAGCUUUGAAUGGUCUUCUUCCUUCUGAUAUCCGGGUUAGAGAGAUCAGCCCUGCAUCAGCUGAAUUCCAUGCUCGAUUUUCUGCCAAAAGUAAGAUUUAUCAUUACAAGAUAUACAAUGAUACCAUCAUGGAUCCAUUCCAGCGGCAUUUUGCUUACCAUAGUGUGUAUAAACUCAAUAGCACUGUUAUGAGAGAAGCUGCAAAAUAUUUUGUUGGGAAGCAUGAUUUCUCUGCCUUUGCCAAUGCAUCCCACAAUGAUCGGGUACCAGAUCCAAUGAAGCAUAUAUUCCAAUUUGACGUGAAAGAAAUGGGAGCCCUUUUGCAACUAGAAGUUGAAGGCUCAGGUUUCUUAUAUAGACAAGUGCGGAACAUGGUGGCUUUGCUACUUCAAAUUGGUAGGGAAGCUAUUCCUCCUGAAAUUGUUCCACAUAUUCUGGCGAGUCGAGAUCGCAAGGAGCUUGCAAAAUACUCCUUAUCUGCCCCUCCUCAUGGCUUAUGUCUUGUUUCUAUCAACUAUAAUGAAAGUCACCUAUUGCCUCCACCAGGGUGCCCUUCUAACAGUUUCGGUAGGCAUCAUACCAUAAGGAAAUGCAAGGUUCCAUUCUUUUUGUAAUAUAGGCAGCAAAACAAUCGAUCUAAAUAUCCUAGGACUAAUUCUUUUAGUAUUUUGAUUUUAAGGUUGAUUCAUAGAUGGAAUUUGAUGGAAGUACUCUAUUUGUUUAAUUCAAUUAUGCAGUUCAGAGAAGCUAUCGCUAUUUACAACAUU
Molecule: messenger RNA, 1148 nt
Organism: Cajanus cajan (pigeon pea)
Lineage: Eukaryota; Viridiplantae; Streptophyta; Magnoliopsida; Fabales; Fabaceae
Product: Pseudouridine synthase family protein
Biological process (GO): tRNA pseudouridine synthesis
Molecular function (GO): RNA binding; pseudouridine synthase activity
Source: RefSeq, a predicted model, not a curated record